AUGCGUGAGGCGCGCUCUCCUGCGCGAGUAAGCGCCCCUAUGGACGCUACAGUUGCCAACAGCAAGGAGACCGAGGCGAGCCACACAGGGGAGGAUGCGGCAUGCGAGAGGCUGUACCGAAACGCCACCAAACAGGCGGAGCAGCGGGAGCGGGGGCUGCAGGCGUUGCGAGAGGCGCAAGAGGUGUCUUUUCAAGCUAACUGCACCUUCCACCCGUCUUUGGCCCCAGUGGAAGAGGGCCAUCGCAAGCGCAAGCCCACUCGACGAGCGCGCUCGCACAGCGCAGGGGCAGGAAGCAUGGCGGGUGCCCGCGGCGGCAGAGGUACUUUGCCUCACCGCCCUAUGAGCUCAUCGGCAGCUCAGCGGACACCGUCGCGCUCGUCGAGGCAGCUUUCGGUCGCACAGGAGGACUUGCGAGCCGCCCACCCGCGCCGUCUCGCGGAACUUCGGCGGAGGACCGAGGAGGAGGCCAGGUCGAGCUUGUGCACGGGCAUCCCUCGCUCCAAGGCAAGUGAGCCCCCGCGCACGUACCGGGAGCAGAAGAAGGGCUGCAGGGGCCUCAUCGGCGCGGGGUCGGAGCAUUUUGCGCACUAUGUGAACGGCAGGCAGACUCCUUUAGCAUCAACGGUGGGCCCUCAGCAUUGCCAAGGUGCACUCGCCGUGUCGACGCCGCGGCUUGGCGGCAAUUCGCUGUUGGACAGGCCACCCCAGUUGGAGAGCGAACCCAGCAGUGCACCGUCGGGGACCGUCGGUACACCGCAGCAACAUGCCCCCGCCCGCAGCGGCGUGCAUGAGAAGACGACAAAGACGAGCGACAACGGUCAUGCUGCAGUAGCUCCGCCGCAGGUGUUCGGCCGCCUCUUCCGCGACAGCGAUGAACGCGCGGCGGUGCGGGCAUUCAUUGAGCUGAUGAGGAAGAAGUGGAUGCACACAGAGCUGUACAGGUCAACGACACCCAGUAACGGCGCGUCUGCGGCGGCGCGAACUCAUCGCGAUGACCAGCGGCGCUCCUCGGCGAAACAGCGACCACCCGGUGCGCCGUGCAACAAGGACGCGGCAGCGGCGAUUGCCCUUGCGGCCGGCGGUGCGGCAGCUCGUGAGAGCCCACCACGCCGCACAGACACCAUUCGGCCCUUCGCCGUUGGCCACACCGUCUUUGACGCCCUUUACGCAGAGCGGGAGGAGCUACAGCGGCGGCGCGAGAACCGCCAUUUGCAGGCGGGGAGCGAUGCGGAGACGUGCACCUUUCACCCCUUCGUUGAUGCACGGAGCCGUGUGCUUGCGGAGGAGUGCUCCCGGCGACUUUCAGAGGGCAACGGCCUAGCCGCCGAGACGGUGCGAGAGCGGCGUGCUCGGACUGCGGCGGGUGCAGAGGCGAAGGAGGCGGCCUGCCGUGCACAAGUGCACGCCAGCGACCCAGCCUUUUCUCAGCCGCAGACGGAGCGGAAUCGUGAAAGGCAGGAGGAGCUGCUGACGGCGCUGCUGCACAAGUGCAGCGGCGACGUCGCUGAGCGCCGCCUCCGCCGUGCUCGGUCGCAGUUGACGGGGUCGAUGACGGAGGGGAAGCGCGGCCACCUUCAGAUCAUCGAUAAUCACAAAACUGCGCAGCAACUCAUUGGUGCUCGUAUGACUUGCCCAGGUACUACCUCGGUGACUGCCGCUGCCGCUGCCACGACCCCUCUGUCCCCGUCGGUCAGGCGGACGCCUCGUGCUGGAAGGAUGUGGGUCCCCAGUGGUGCCACAACACGGGAUGCGGCACCUGCUUCAGUGAAGGACUUGGCGCAGUCGACCAUCGACCGCGCCGAAGGAUAUGAGGCUCUCCGCUCGGUGUCACCGCUAUCACCGCAGCGGCGCGAAGGUCUCUGCGCGUGCUUCGGACUCGAGCGCGCAGUGAGGGCAGUGGGCUCGCCUGUGGAGCAGCAUUGCUCCCAGUGCAGCAUACCUCACAGCGGCGCCUGUGUGUAUUCACCCCGUGAUGCCAACGGGAUGCCCGGCGCGGCCGCCAGAUCAGGCACGGCGGGCAUGCAUCGGUUUAAAGCCGCUCUCGAGGACAACACGGGCACUCUGCACAUUGCGGGCGCCGCCUCCUCGGCUUACCUGCGGCAACUGGAGUCGGAGUUACAGACUGCGCUAGAAGACUGGUCGCAGUGUGUUUGA
Molecule: messenger RNA, 2157 nt
Organism: Leishmania major strain Friedlin
Lineage: Eukaryota; Euglenozoa; Kinetoplastea; Trypanosomatida; Trypanosomatidae
Exons: 1
Coding region: 1-2157 (718 amino acids)
Source: RefSeq, a predicted model, not a curated record